AUGACGGCCCCUACUACGGCCCCCUCCGAGGACAACCUCAAGGCCGCGCUGCUCGCGCUCAAGGCCGACAACCCCACGCUCGGCGUGCCCAAGAUCCACGGCCUGCUCACCUCCGCACACCCGGAGUGGACGGUGAGCGAAAAGCGGACCCGGAAGGUGCUGCAGUCCGCCGGGCUCGUCCAGACGUCCGCGGCGAGCGGCGCCGCCCCAGGCCAGGUCUUCCCCACCUCCCGCCUGAUCGACGGGCUCGACGUCGCGCGGUGGACGUCCAAGGUAGAGGUGCACUUUUUCGGCAAGGCGAAGGGCAAGGGCCUCGUCGCGCGCGAGGCGAUCCCAGAGGGCGAGGUGAUCUGGAAGGAGGACCCGUUCGUCCUCGCCCCGGAGUGGGAGAUCUACGACAUGCAGAUGUCCUCGCGCGCGUGCGGCCACUGCUCGACGCUGCUCACCGCCUCCGCCCUCGUCGUCCCCUGCGCCGCCUCGAGCUCGAGCACGCCCUGCCCCGUCCGCUUCUGCUCGCGCCUGUGCCUCCAGCGCGCCGGCCGCGCGCACCCGCCGCUCUGCGCGUCCCGCAACCCCGCGAGCGCGCCGCUGCUGCACUUCGCGCGGCGCAACCAGUGGAUGGCGCUCCACGCGCUCGCGCAGGCCACCGCGCGCGCGCUCGCCGCGCACGAGGCCGACGCGCAGGCGUUCGCGGAGGACUGGGAGGCCGUGCGCGCGAUGGCGCAGCUCGGGAUGGAGGAGCGCGCCAAGGGCGGGUGGCUGAGCGCGGAGCCGGACCGCGCGAUGUGGAAGCGGGCGCACAAGCUGUACGUCCAGGCGUUCCGGGAGCCGGCCACGGACGCGGAGAAGAAGCGGCUCGCGAAGCUGUUUAAGAAGCCGCUCCCGCAGGACGUCGUCGAGACGCUGUUCGAGUACGAGGCGUUCCUGCAGGGGCUCGGGCGGAUGAGUCUCAAUCUGGAGGCACACGGCGGGCUGUACGUUCUGCACUCGCACCUCAACCACAGCUGCAAUCCGAAUGUCUCUGUGCGGCACCUCGAUCAGCGCACAGCUCUCUCGCGGAUCACGCUCAUCGCCCGGCGGCCCAUUACGCCCGGGGAGGAGCUCUUGAUCACGUACGUCAACCCCGACAUGCCGCUCGAGCCGCGCCGGCGGAACCUGCUCGAGUGGGGCUUCGGCAAGUGCAUGUGCGAGCGGUGCAUCGUGGAGGAGCGCGAGAAGAAGGAGCGCGGUGAGGUCGAGGGUGAGAAUGGGGAGGCUGCAAAGGAGAACGCCGACCUCGAGGCGGAGUUGAAGGCGGGGCUGGGUGUGAUGUGA
Messenger RNA from Epithele typhae, 1314 nucleotides. Its product is annotated as SET domain-containing protein. Gene Ontology annotation, molecular function: protein binding. The record is from RefSeq and is a predicted model, not a curated record. The transcript has 3 exons. NCBI's taxonomy places the organism in Eukaryota, Fungi, Basidiomycota, Agaricomycetes, Polyporales, Epitheliaceae. Bases 1 to 1314 code for a protein of 437 amino acids.